GCCGUAGUUUUAUGCAGGAGCUUUGCCCUUUCACUCUGCAGUAAAACCAAACCAACCUGAUUGUAACUCUUGGGGGUAGUAGUUAGCAUAACUGGUCGAGAUGGCUGCAGUUUGGCGUGCUCGUAAUUUUUCCUGUUGUGUUGUCCGCUUUUCUGACCGCGAACUGUACUAUUAAUUUUAUCUGGAGACAGAAUAGAGGACCUCUCAGAUAAGCAACUAUGGCAGAGAGUGAAAUAAAGUGUGGUGAUAUUCUGCAAGAGGAAGAGGAAGAAAAAGAAAAUGAACCUGAAGAAAAUGAAAAUUCUUGUGAUACUGACCUCCAACUGGAGCUCAGUGUUUUUCGUGCACAGUGGAUGUCUGAACUGAUACCAUCUGCUGGGUCCAGCACUGGUAAGAAAGAGCUUUCACGAUCUGGGGAUUUGAAGAGAAGACAAGACUUUGCUCAAGAGGAAAAAGCCAGGGAGCUGUUCCUCAAAGCAGUGGAAGAAGAGCAGAACGGAGCUGUAUAUGAAGCUAUCAAGUACUAUCGCAUGGCAAUGCAACUUGUGCCGGAUAUUGAGUUUAAAAUAAACUACAGCCACUCUCCUGAUCCAGACAAUACGGAAGACAAAGAACGGGACAGUGAGAUUGCUGACCUGCUCACCUACUUCCAACAGCAGCUCUCUCUGCAAGACAUUUCUCUGAAGAUAUGUGUGCCUGAAGUGGAAACAACACAGGUGCACAUUUCAGCUCUGCCCAUGGAGGUGCUCAUGUACAUCUUUCGCUGGGUAGUGUCCAGUGAGCUAGAUCUGAGGGCCUUGGAGCAGCUCUCCCUGGUCUGCCGGGGAUUCUUCAUCUGUGCCAGGGAUCCAGAAAUUUGGCGGUCAGCCUGUCUUAGAGUGUGGGGACGGGGCUGUACCAAGGUGAUUCCCUUCACUUCUUGGCGGGAGAUGUUUUUGGAGAGGCCCCACAUGCGCUUUGAUGGUGUGUACAUCAGCAAAACAACCUACAUUCGCCAAGGAGAGGAAUCCCUGGAUGGAUUCUACAGAGCAUGGCAUCAAGUGGACUACUAUAGGUACUUGCGUUUUUUUUCUGAUGGCCAAGUGAUGAUGCUGACCACACCUGAGGACCCACUCACAGUUGUUUCUCGUUUACGCAGCAGGAACCCCAGGGGGGACUCUGUAAUGUUUGGUCAUUUCCGUCUGUCCCAGGACACAGACAAUCAAACCAAAGUUUUUCUUGUCGUUUCCAAGAAAAAAGAAGAGAAGGUGGCAGAGUAUCAGAAGAACAAGCUCUGGCGAAGCCCAGGGCCGGAAUCAGAUCACAGUUUCCAUGUCGGACUGCAGCUGUCCUCUGGGGGGUGUCAGCGCUUCAGUAAGUUGGUGUGGAUCCACCACUCCUGCCACAUUACCUACAGAUCAACUGGAGAAACAGUGGUCACUGCUUUCAACAUGGACAAGACUUAUACACCUCUGUUCUUCGCACGUGUGAAGAGUUACACCGCAUUUUCAGAAAGGCCUCUGUAGGCCAACUGCCGGGACAAAGAUACUUCACAAAGUUUACACACACACACACACACACACACACACACACACACACACACACACACACACACACUUGAACCUCUUGUGAAACUCCCCUGCAUUUCUUUCAUGUCUUUCAUGCUGGAUGAAGAUUUUGAAGAAUGUAUACAGAUAAUGGUGUAAAUCUCUCAGCUUCAGUCACGAGUUGAGUCUUUGAAAUCCUUGAAAAUUCUUGUUAUAAACUUAUAAUUCUUGUUAUAAAAUUAAGUGUUUUAUGAGGCAAAAUGCUGAGAAAAUAUGGGUUGCGCUUUCUUCAUUAUUCUGAGCAAUAUCUAUGUGCUAAAGUGCUUUCACACACAAUUUCAUUAAAUGUUUGUCAUUGUACUAAA
This is a messenger RNA of Conger conger (European conger), 1891 nucleotides long. RefSeq names its product F-box protein 9 (gene fbxo9). The record is from RefSeq and is a predicted model, not a curated record. Gene Ontology annotation, molecular function: protein binding. Gene Ontology annotation, cellular component: SCF ubiquitin ligase complex. The coding region runs from base 219 to 1505 and encodes 428 amino acids. Gene Ontology annotation, biological process: SCF-dependent proteasomal ubiquitin-dependent protein catabolic process. The transcript is spliced from 13 exons. Lineage: Eukaryota; Metazoa; Chordata; Actinopteri; Anguilliformes; Congridae.